Messenger RNA from Insectozyma verbasci, 1908 nucleotides. The record is from the annotation of a GenBank genome assembly. NCBI's taxonomy places the organism in Eukaryota, Fungi, Ascomycota, Pichiomycetes, Serinales, Debaryomycetaceae.
AUGCAUUCAUUAACGAAAUUUAGAUCAAGAUUUUUGAUAAAACGACCGAUUUAUUAUUAUCCAUUAAGACAGUUUAGCACUUCUAAAGUAAUCCAAUUCAAUCCAAUUGUUGAUCAAUUUGUUCAGGAAUUAAAAGAAUACAAUGAUAAUCAAGAUGAGAAACAAAAGGGUAGAAAUAAUCAUGAUGGUGACAAGUCAAGAUAUGAAAAAGUUAAAAGUUUCUUUAUAAAGUGUUUAGAAACUAUUGGAAUUACAGUAUCAUCAGUUGGUAUCUUAAGUUUAGCUGGUUUUAUGUACCAUAGAUUCUAUAAUGUUCAUGUAUUACAAAAAAUGAAUCAAGCUUUUGAUAAAGGUGAUCCUGCUUCUCAAUUAUUAAUGCAUAAACGAACACAUGAUGAUACUAAAGAGAAUGAUAUGAAUAUUCAUUGGGUUGAAAGACCACAGCAAAAGUUGUUGGAUGAUAUAAUUUCUGGUGACAUAAUUGGAAGGUAUUUUUUAAUUAUAGGUGAAAAAGGAACUGGUAAAACUUCGUUAAUAUUAGAAUCAAUGAAAAAAGUUAAUGGGUUUAAUGUUACUAUAUUUGAUGCACACGCAGAUCCUGAAAUUUUUAGAAUUAGAUUAGGUAAAGCAUUAAAUUAUACAUUUAAUGAAGAUUAUAUUGGAUCAUUAUUUUCAAUAAAAGGUCCAAGAGAUACGACAGCUUUAUUAGAUAUAGAAAGAGCAUUUAGCAAGCUAGAAGAAUUAGCAAUUAAAAGAGUUCCGAGGACUAAAAAGCCAUUAAUUAUGAUUAUAAAUAAUGCUCAUUUGAUUAAGGAUAACGAAGAAGGUGUUAAAUUAUUAGAAUUAUUACAACAAAAAGCUGAGGCGAUGAGUGGCUCGGGUUUAUUGACGAUGAUAUUUAAUAGUGAUGAUUAUUGGGUGUAUGAAAAAUUAAAACAAUUAGGCACUAGAUUAGAAUUGAUUAAUGUUAAAGAUUUUGAUAGAAAAAGUGCAAUAUCCGCAUUAAAAUACAUUAGAAAAAGAUAUUUCCCUAAUGAUCCAUUAUUAGAUGAUAAAAUUUGCAAUAUGGUUUAUGAUUUGAUUUCUGGAAGACCGCAACAUAUACAACAAGUUGCAAGACAUUCAAAUAUAAUUAAAGCUUGCCAUGAAAUUAUAGAUCGAGAAAAAACAUGGUUUUUGAAUCAGUGUGGUCUUCUAGGUAUGGAUAUGGAUGAUGAUGUUAUGGAAAGUGGAAAAUUUUCAACAAGUGCAAUGUUAUUGAUGAAAGAAUUUGUUGAUAUGGACAGAAAUGAUAAAAAUAAUUUAUUGACAAAUAAUCAAGAUGGUAAUAGCCAUUCAGAUCAUAAAUUGUCUACAUUGCCUUUAUGGAGACUGAGACAGAUAAUGACGAGAGCAGAUUACAUUCAAAAAUACGAUAAUUUAAACAUUUUUACUAUUGAUAGUGAAUCUAGAGUAAGAGCUGAUUCAGUUCCAAUGAUGAGAGCUUUUCAUGAAAUUGCAUCUCAACCUCAUUUUGAUCAAUUAUUGAAUGAUACGAUAGAUAGAAUUGCUGAUAUUGAGUCUUUGGGUAGAACAAGAGAGAUUGUAAUGAAAGAUUUAACUUUGGGAAGUCAAUAUGUAAUACAGCCAAAUAAAAAUAAGACAACAUUUGAGAUUUUAAAAUCAGCAAAGGAAAAAGAUCUUCAUGGAGAUUUUGAUGUUUAUAUUAAUGAAAACGAUACUGACGGAAAUGAUGAAGAUGAAGAUGAGGACGAUUUAUAUUUAGAAGAAAUUAAUCGUAAGGAUUCGAGAAAAUGGUGGAAAAAGAGAAUGCAAAAAUAUGAUGAUUCAUUAUAUUUGAAAUUGAAUAAGAAUUACAAACAUUCACAAGAAGGAGAUUUAGAUCUAAAUAGGGAAAAUGAGAAAUAA